Messenger RNA from Sycon ciliatum, 1815 nucleotides. Its product is annotated as ankyrin repeat domain-containing protein 17-like. Bases 188 to 1546 code for a protein of 452 amino acids. Gene Ontology annotation, molecular function: protein binding. The record is from RefSeq and is a predicted model, not a curated record. The transcript is spliced from 2 exons. NCBI's taxonomy places the organism in Eukaryota, Metazoa, Porifera, Calcarea, Leucosolenida, Sycettidae.
UGGAGACGUGGAGUUGUCGAGAGAGCAGACGUUGCUUGUGUAAAAGAAGCUAUCCUUUGCUUUUGUCCAUUUGCCUUUCGCAACCACUGUGUCCUUGGUGGUGUAGGCUUGAGCACAGAUUUUCCGCCGCUAAAUAUAUUGAAACGGUACGGUCCUUUCCAAGCUCUCCCGCUAGCCAGCGGGUGCAAUGGAGACUGAAGAGAAGCUAGACUUGCAGUCCAGCGAAGGAGACUGCGCCGUGUUGUGUGCGCAGACCGAGGCUGAAGCCAGCCUGGAUGCAAUGCUAAGCCUGGCGUGUCGGCAAGGCAAGCAGGACAUCGUGGAGCUUCUUCUGGAGAGCGGUUCUCUUGUGAAUCACCGAAACAAGGCAGGGAAUACUCCUCUGCUCGAAGCAUGCAGCCAGGGUCAUGUAGACGUGGCCAGGCUGCUUUUGGACCGAGGUUCUGUGAUUGAUGCUCCAACGGAGUUGAAGUCAGACAGCGCGCUAACUUGGGCGUGCACGCUUGGAAAGAAACUAAUCGUACAUUUGCUUUUGACUCGCGGAGCGAACGUUGAGCACAGGACCAAAGAUGGUUGCACAGCCCUGAUGUGCGCUGCGUUGGCCGGACACGAGCAAGUGGCUAACCUGCUGUUGGACUACGGCGCUGAGAUCAACGCGCAGUCCGACUCGAACAAGGACAGCCCGCUUACGUUUGCCUGCAGGAAGGGCCAUCAUGAUGUUGUUGAGUCGUUGCUGAAUCGCAGCGCACAUAUUGAGCAUUGCACGAAGGAGGGCUUCACUCCUUUGAUGUUUGCUGCACUCUGCGGUCAUACCGCCGUCGCCGAUCUGCUGCUGGUUCAAGGUGCCAAGGUGAAUGUGCCGUCCGGUUCCAACAACGACAUCCCGCUGACACAUGCGUGCUGUAAAGGCCACCACUCGGUCGUCAAGUCGCUGCUCGAGUAUGGAAGCAACUUGGAGCACCGCACCAAGGAUGGCUGCACGCCGCUGAUGUUAGCGGCACGCGAGGGUCACUUGAGCGUGGCCAUGCUGAUACUGGAGUACGGCGCCAAGUUGAACAGCCCGUCCGGCAACGAGAACAACAUUCCACUGACGCUGGCUUGCUGGAAAGGCCACUGCGAAGUGGUGGAGUUGCUGCUGCAUCACGACAGCGAUCUUGAGCACCACAACAAAGCUGGCUGCUCACCGCUUAUGCUGGCUGCCCGAGAGGGCCACGUUGAGGCAACUGAGUUGGUGCUCGAACAUGGCGCCGAGAUCAAUGUGCCGUCCGGUUGGAACGAUGACACUCCGUUAACGUUAGCAUCGUGGAAGGGACAUGCGGAAGUCGUGGAGCUGCUGCUGUCCAAUAAGUCCAAUGUGGACCACCAGACCAAGACUGGAUGUACGCCGCUCAUGGAGGCUACACGAGAAGGACAUGCACUCGUAGCGCAGUUGCUGCUUGAGUAUGGUGCUGAGUUACAAGUUUUGGAAGCUGUUUGUCAGCGCAUUCAUAAGCCGAAUUUGUGUGUCCAGAAAGAUAGUGUUAUUACCCUAAAAUUGUUCAAAUAAUGUUCUUUUGUGUAGUGUGGCAACGUUGUUGCCACUUGUGCCUAAAUGUGUUUUGUCACCUUCUUGUUUAUUAUUGUUAUUAUUAUCAUUCGUUCUCACUUUUUUGUUUUUGUUGCUGAUACACACUUGUCACGCUUAGUUCUUACUUGUAUACCCUUGUUUUGUGCACACUUUUGUGAGAAAUAAUAAUAAUAAAUUAUAACUAGUCUUUAGUCUUUAUAAGCGAAGUCAGUUGACUGUACUGUACGUAGUAGCUAAUAUUGACUGAG